Messenger RNA from Perca flavescens (yellow perch), 2834 nucleotides. It is a transcript of the gene ptgs1, whose product is annotated as prostaglandin-endoperoxide synthase 1. Gene Ontology annotation, molecular function: peroxidase activity; prostaglandin-endoperoxide synthase activity; oxidoreductase activity, acting on single donors with incorporation of molecular oxygen, incorporation of two atoms of oxygen. NCBI's taxonomy places the organism in Eukaryota, Metazoa, Chordata, Actinopteri, Perciformes, Percidae. Bases 219 to 1955 code for a protein of 578 amino acids. The record is from RefSeq and is a predicted model, not a curated record. The transcript is spliced from 10 exons. Gene Ontology annotation, biological process: cyclooxygenase pathway; response to oxidative stress. Gene Ontology annotation, cellular component: neuron projection; cytoplasm.
AUGAGUUGCCCAACCCAGCGCAUGUCCGAUACAGCAGGGACUUUCUCUUAGUGUUGACGAACUGACCUAUGGCGAGUGGAUUGUGUCAUUCAAAGGAUAACCAGGAGAAAGAGAAAGAGCAGGUUACCCUCCCCGUAGUCGCCAAACCGUGUGGAAUUUUGGAAUUGAUUUAAUAGGGAUUGCAGACGAGAGACCAGCGGCGACUAGGCGGCGAGUACAUGUACAAACAUUUUCCGGCGGCGACGUGGCGACGGCUGAAUCCCUGUUGUUACUACCCUUGUCAGAACUCAGGAGUGUGUGUGAGAUUUGGUGCAGACCGCUACGAAUGUGACUGCACUCGCACAGGCUUCUAUGGAGUCAACUGUACUGUUCCGGAGCUCUGGACCAGAGUUCGUCUCAUGCUGAAGCCGAGGCCUGCGACGGUUCACUUUAUCCUCACCCACUUCCAGUGGUUCUGGGACAUUGUCAACAGCUCUUUCCUGCGUGACACAUUCAUGAGAUUAGUGCUGACGGUCAGAAGCGACCUUAUUCCAAGCCCUCCAACCUACAAUUCUAAAUAUGGAUACCUCAAUUGGGAGUCCUACUACAACAUCUCCUACUACACCCGUCUCCUCCCUCCUGUACCUGAAGACUGCCCUUUGCCGAUGGGAACUAAAGGUAAACCUGAUCUUCCUGAUCCCAAAGUGUUGACCGAGAGGUUUUUUAAGAGAAAAAAAUUCAAGCCAGAUCCUCAGGGAACCAACCUGAUGUUUGCCUUCAUGGCCCAACACUUCACCCACCAGUUUUUCAAGACAAACAAGGAAGUUGAAGAUGGUUUCACUAAGGCUUUAGGCCAUGGGGUAGAUGCGAGCAAUAUCUAUGGAGACAACCUGAUGCGACAGCUUCAACUCCGGCUUCAUAAAGAUGGAAAGCUAAAAUAUCAGUUGAUACAUGGUGAGAUGUACCCCCCUACUGUAUCUGAGGUCCCUGUGCACAUGGUGUAUCCUGAACACUUCCCCCCAGAGAAGCGUCUGGUCACUGGUCAUGAGGUAUUUGGCCUCCUGCCGGGCCUCACCAUGUACGCCACCAUAUGGCUGAGGGAGCAUAACAGAGUCUGUGACAUCCUGAAGGCAGAACAUCCCACCUGGGACGAUGAGCAGCUCUUCCAGACCACCAGACUCAUCAUCAUUGGAGAGAUCCUCAACAUUAUAAUCGAAGAGUACGUGCAGCAUCUGAGUGGUUACCUGCUGAAACUGAAGUUUGAUCCCGCCCUGCUCUUCAGCGUACGUUUCCAGUACAGCAACCGCAUCGCUCUGGAGUUCUGCCACCUCUACCACUGGCAUCCACUGAUGCCUGACAGCUUCCUCAUCGACGGAGAUGAAAUCCCGUACUCCCAGUUUAUUUACAACACCUCCCUCAUCAUGCACUAUGGGGUGGAGAAACUAGUUGAUGCCUUCUCCCAACAACCUGCAGGACAGAUAGGUGGAGGUCACAACUCUCAUGCAGUAGUGCUCAAAGUGGCAGAAAUGGUCAUCAGAGAGUCUCGAGCAACACGUGUGCAGCCCUUUAAUGAAUACAGGAAGAAGUUUAACCUGAAGCCAUACACAUCUUUUUAUGAAUUUACUGAUGACAUAGAGAUGGCCAGAGGUUUAGAGGAGCUCUAUGGUGACAUAGAUGCUCUGGAGCUCUACCCCGGCGUCCUGCUGGAGAAAACACGUCCUAACAGCCUAUUUGGUGAGAGUAUGGUGGAGAUGGGUGCUCCAUUUUCCCUGAAAGGCCUGCUGGGAAAUCCCAUCUGCUCCCCUGAGUACUGGAAGCCCAGCACCUUUGGGGGAGAGACGGGCUUCAAUAUCGUCAAAACUUCCACUCUGAAGAAACUGGUGUGCCUCAACACCAAGUGGUGUCCAUACGUGGACUUUCAUGUUCCACGAAAAGAGGAGGACACAAAACCAAGAAAAUCACCCACUGAACUUUAAUGAGUUUUAUGAGUGAAUGACAUAGUUUGCAUUUAAGCAGGUCUACCUCCAGAAAAUACAGCUGACAAAUUCCAUAAUUUCCAGAGAAUGAAAAUUCCUCUAGACCUCGGAGAAGUAUUUUCAUUUGCUAAUGAUUGCUUAUUGUAUCGCUAUAUCUUCUUGAAGACCAACAAUUAAAUUGCAUUACUGUACAGAUGACCUGUUCAAAGAAGAUAAUGAAUUCACUGUAUUUUAAAUUGCCAAAAAUAAAAGUAAGAAAUAGUUCAUGAAUUAUAAGAAGUAAUGAUCUGCAGACAGUUAUUAUUGUUGCAUAUUAGGAGAAACCCAUGUCGUUUAGGUCAAAAUUACAUUCAGUCAAUGUUUAUAAUCUGUACAAAAGAAAAUGUUGCAAUUCAAAAUUAAAAGUUGGCCACUCCACUGGGGCAUUGGGGGUUUAAGUGCUUUGCUCAACAGUGACUCAUCUUGCAUGAGGCAAGGGUGCAGAUUUAAACAGUCCAACUCUGUACUGUAACAACAAGGACUAGAUCCCUCACUGGCUUCCCACAUACCCGGAGCCCUCAUGUUUUCUCUCCCCACAGUUUUCCUUGGAUUAGGAUGGCACCUAAAUCAUGGUCGCAGCUGUUGCCAUGGUCCUGCUAGGUGCCCUGCAAUGCUGUGCUACGUCCAGUUACGCCCUGAAGUGCCCUGCUACGUCCUGCUAUGUCAUGCUAUGCCCUACUACACCCUGAUAGGCCCUGCAGUGCCCUGUUACGCCAUGAGCUACUACAACAACGACUACGUCAUAGUUCAAUUAUCUUUAUUGUGAAUAUAAUUGCCACUGUGCAUCACACCCCCAACCAGCACUGGCAGACAACAGCCCAUCUGUAAUCCUGUAAUAAA